CAGUAGAGGCCGGGCCGCGACCAAGGAGCAACGCUUUGUGUGUUGGACUGGAAAAAGGGAACCUCUCUGGUGGACUCGCGGGGCUCGCCGUCUCCCGUACACACCCGUCGAGACACUUGUGCCGCGCCGCGCCGCCCGUGUAUUUUCCGAUGUUUCGUUUCGCGCGUCCUUGUUCCGUCUAGCGCCGACGAUUACGGGGAAGAGUGUUUUCGACAACACGCGCACGAGAGUCCGCGAUCGAUACUCGAUCACCGUGCCGACGGCACUCGGUACGCGGGAUUCGGGUGACUAGUGUUUACCGACCGACCGCGGCCGGCGCGUCGAUUUUCGUGCGAAAUCGGUAUCGUUCGUCGAUCCUCGUCCCUCGGAGGACGAGCCCCGCAAGAAGACACGCCGCGCGCGGUUCUCGGCCAGCGUUCAACAAUCGUUGCCGAGUAUUUGUCACCGGUGGUCGGUGUUCCCGUGGAUCGGGGCCCGUCCGGCAUUAGUGAUAUCCGAUCGAUACGGCCGAAUCCAGUGAAUAAAGUGUUGCCGAAAGUGUCGUCUGUGGUUAAGAAAUCCGUGCGGCUUUCCUCUCGGCCCUCUGUGUCGUCGUUCUCGCUCCUUUCGUCUUGCAUUCCCUUCGAUCGUCCUGUCCCUUUCUUCGCUCGGCGAUCCACUCUCUUUCUCCGCGUCUCUUUCUCUCUCGCUCUAUCUCUCUCUCGCUCGCUCGCUCGCUCGCUCACUCGCUCUCUCACUUCGAUCUUGCUCUCUGUUGCUCUCCCGUUCUUUGCUCCGCUCCUCGGUCGACCGGUCUCUCAAAGGGGGCGUGCUUGGCCACAUUCAACAAUGAGCGAACGCAAAACUAUCUAAGCACGAGGCGCGAACGAAUGGUCCCUGUGUUUUCUGCCUGUGUGUGGCCCGGUCCGAGUGUGUUUACGCCGCGAAGCACGACCUUUUUCCGAUAUUCGAAUGGAUUUACAACGGCUGGCGACAUAAUCACCAUCGUGGCAUCGUGCGCUCUCGACCACAACGCGAGAACUACCAAGAUGCUGGAGGAACAAUGAGAAAGAAGUGCAUCAUUGACUAGAAAAAGAACAAUGCAUCAUGGCCUCGUCUCUGGGAGGACCAGGAAUGGCGUCGGGUGUCACGACACCGCGAAGAGUCAACCUGGAGUUUCCACCACCUCCACCAUAUCCACCUCCUCACAGUCAGAUGCCCUGCGCGGCUCUGGUGGAUCCUACAGUCGCUUCGACUAUGACGAGCUCUUCUCACCAGCAUCCCCUUCAGGAUUAUUCGUACGCUUACUACAACCCUGGGCCAAGCAGGCUGCAUGGAACAUGUCCGGCGGAAGUGGGCCUGAGCCGUAUCCAGCCUCAACAGCAACAACCCUUAUGUCCGGAAACGUUCAAAAGGCACACCUACAUGACCCGCUACGGGACGGAAGAGAAUAUCUACGAGGAGAUCUCGGAGAUCAACAGACAAUGUCACCGAGCGUUACACGGCUCGCGGAGGUCCCUGGUGGCGGAGGAGGUUCGACGAGUCCAGUCACGGCAUCGCCGAGUGCUCGGGGAAUUGAACCUGAGCGUGGAGGCGAUGCUGAUGCCAACUGUGGUCGAUAACAACGACGAAGACGAGCCCCAGGAUCAACGGGAAGCGUCCACCGAGGAGCUGUUAUCUUCGGUCAGUCCCACCGACGACCUCCUUUCGCCUGUUGGCUGUGACAUGGACAGUGGCUUCAGUGGAAGCUCCAGUGCAAGUUACAGGUCGGGACUGGGCUCCUUGAGGCGAGGAAUGGGCAAAACCAGCACGCCUGAAUUAGCCGGCGGUCAGCGUAAAACGAAGGCCGCCAUGAUCUGGAAAAAGGGUUGGAAAGGCUGGAAAAAACUGCAUUCUUUCGGCAGCAACAGUAACAAGACUGGUGAGUCACUUGUGAAUCAUUCUCUCUUGGAAUUCAUAGCGGCGCUUCAGGGUCCCUCAACUAUCAAUGAGAGAGUCCGCGGCGAAAUCGUUGGCCUGCUGGGACUACGUUGAUUUUUAUACUUGACUUCAUUCAAUCACGGGUAGUUACUAUAUCAUUCAUGACUUUUCUUAACAAUCGUUGAACUUUUUCGAUGAGAUUUUCGUUUGAUAUAACCGAUACUCUGAUUUUAAUUGAUCAUUUUGUAAUUAUCCAACGAAGGAAAAAAUUGUUUACACCGACUGGAAAGUUCGUUACGGCGAACAUAAAAUAAUAAAACAACCCGUAUUUAUGCAGAUA
This is a messenger RNA of Megalopta genalis, 2239 nucleotides long. NCBI's taxonomy places the organism in Eukaryota, Metazoa, Arthropoda, Insecta, Hymenoptera, Halictidae. The record is from RefSeq and is a predicted model, not a curated record.